Molecule: messenger RNA, 1111 nt
Organism: Cotesia congregata
Lineage: Eukaryota; Metazoa; Arthropoda; Insecta; Hymenoptera; Braconidae
Source: the annotation of a GenBank genome assembly
AUGAACGUCUUUGACGAAGCUUUCUGGCGUUCCACGAAAAUGCACUUAGUGGCAAGCGGAGCAUGGCCCUUUCAACGACCUUUAUAUAGCAUCCUUCUCAGAUGCAUGGUCUUUUCUUUCGUCGAAAGUAUCAUGAUCCUUGAAAUUAUCAGACUAUUUUACGUCGCGGGGGAUUUGAUGAUGACACUCACCGUUAUACCGGUUAUCCUUUACGUCGCGGUUAUACAAGUCUCAGUUACGAGUAACCACACAAAACGUUUAUUGCUGAUAGUAAAAAACUGCUGGGAGUCUGAUUUAUUGGACAAAGGAGAAAUUGAAUUGUUGCGUAGCGAUGGCCGUAAACAUGGCGAUGCAAUGUAUACUUAUUAUCUUCUUUAUUACUCCCAACCUGCGGUUUAUGCGCUGACAACACUGGCGCCCAUUAUUCUCGACAUAACGUCGCCGUUGAACGGAACAAGAGAAAGAUUUUUCGUUUUUGCUGAAAUUUACGGGGUAGAUGCACAAGAAUAUGCAUUUUAUAUUCAUAUACAUCACUUUGCAGCGUUGUCAGUGUUUACGUGGGCGUUUGUUGCGUUCAAAGCUAAUUAUUGCACGUUAAUUCAACAUGCUUGCAGUAUGUUCACCAUUAUUGGACGUCGUGUAAGAAUUUUAGGAGAUGGACUGGAUGUGAUUACAAGCAAUGAAUUGAAAUUAAAGCUCAUUAAAUCAAUUUCUAUUUGUUUGAAAAUGCAUCAAGACACUCUUGAUUUUGUUUUUCAAUUGGAAGACAACUACAGUACUUUUUUAUUGGGAGUACUUGCGGUCAAUGCAGUCGGCAUGAGUACAAUAGGUUUUCGAUUUAUUACUAACUUGGAUGAUUUUGAACAUAACGUACAAUGUCUUACAUACUUGGCUGGGCAGGUGUUUUAUAUAUACUACUUAAGUACCUUUGGACAAAAAUUGAUUGAUCACAGCGAAUAUGUUUUUGAAUCAAUAUGCGUGUGUAAGUCAUACAAUUUUCCACAAGAAAUGAAACCAAUGGUUAUUUUAUUGAUGUUGAGAAGUCUGAUCCCGACCAAACUAACUGCAGGAAAAUUAUUUAUAAUGUCGUUAGAAAAUUUUGCUAAUGUAA